Molecule: messenger RNA, 2000 nt
Organism: Saccostrea echinata
Lineage: Eukaryota; Metazoa; Mollusca; Bivalvia; Ostreida; Ostreidae
Product: probable nuclear hormone receptor HR3
Exons: 12
Coding region: 112-1668 (518 amino acids)
Biological process (GO): regulation of transcription by RNA polymerase II
Cellular component (GO): nucleus
Molecular function (GO): zinc ion binding; nuclear receptor activity; RNA polymerase II cis-regulatory region sequence-specific DNA binding
Source: RefSeq, a predicted model, not a curated record
ACAAUUUGUGUCUAUUUUUGGACGUUGGACGGAUGUAAGUGUGUGUGCUCUGUGAAUUUAGGUCGAAGUAGGUUAAAAUAGGGAAGUUUUCAUGAAUGCUGUGGCAAAAUUAUGUCAAACGAAAUGAAAGAUUUCACUGCUACAGCCCUUGACCAGUCCUCAGUUCCUUCCCUUGAUCAUGGAGUCGUGUCGAUGUCCUCAGAAGGCAUGAUGCAGAUCAUUCCCCCACCCACAGUCAGCGUAAAUAAGUCCCCUCAUGGAGGGCCACUGGACAAUCUGAAAAUGAUGCCAGGAUCAGAUCACACAGAAAACAUGAUCCACGCCUCUCCCCCACAGAAAGCCAAACCUGACAGUAGUCGCAAGCCUGCAGAGUCUACCAAAACUCAGAUAGAGGUUAUCCCUUGUAAGGUGUGUGGAGACAAGUCCUCCGGUGUUCAUUAUGGAAUUAUUACCUGUGAGGGUUGUAAGGGAUUUUUCCGUCGGAGUCAGGCUGGUCCUGUGAAUUACCAGUGCCCAAGAAACAAAAACUGUGUCAUAGAUCGAGUCAACCGGAACAGGUGUCAAUUCUGUCGCCUCCAGAAGUGCCUGGCACUGGGCAUGUCUCGAGAUGCUGUGAAGUUUGGCAGAAUGUCAAAGAAACAGAGAGAAAGAGUGGAAGACGAGGCCAAUUAUGUCAAACAGUCACGCAUGAACGGGUAUGAAUCCUCCUGUGGAAUGCCAUCUAGCAACAACAACAAUCAGUUUUCUAUAUAUAAUGACUGUCACCUGAUGUAUACCUCAAAUGGCUAUGCCUACACCCUCCCCUCUCCAGCCUCAGAGAGUCAGCCAGAGACGCCUGUGUCCCCCGAACCUCCGAGUUACAACUCGACUCAGGUCACCUCCCAGCCCCACCCCAUAGCUCUCCUGAGGGCAGUCGACCUCAUGGAUCCAGUGAUGCUUGGGAAGGCAGUGACGGAAGCCCACAUGAGGACAUGUUUAUACAGUAAAGAUCAGAUAGAACACAUCAAAUCCAGCCUAACACCUCAGGACAUCAUAGAUGCCUUCAAAUCUAUGACAAGAAGCCAGCUGUUGUCAGAAGUGGCCGAGAAGAUUACCAUUGCUGUACAACAAAUCAUCGAGUUCGCCAAAAUGCUACCGGGGUUCAUGGAUCUUUCUCAGGACGAUCAGAUCAUGCUGCUGAAAGCAGGAAGUUUUGAGUUGGCCCUAAUCCGUGCCUGUCGUGUUUAUGAUGAACAGACAAACAGUAUCAUCUUUGGUAACGCCACAGUACCUCUCUCUGUUUUCAGCAGUUUUAAUGAGGAAGAGUGCCAUUUACGAGACCGUGUGUUUGAGUUUGUGCGGACCAUUAAACAGAUGAAGUUAACGGAGAGCGAGAUCGCCUUGUUCAGUGCGGUGGUUCUAAUCAGGGCAGAUCGUCCAGGAUUAAAGGACAUAGCAGAUGUUCAAAAACUGAAUGAAAAAGUUCUGACAGCGUUAAAGCAGGAGCUGAUUAAAACGCACACGGAUGAGAACCUUCUGACGCGACUGAUGCAGCUAACGUGGACAUUACGACAACUUAGCUCCCAACACAUAGUGCUUCUCAAUAAAUAUAAACAGGCAAAUCCAGAGGUGGAGUUCCCUGCCCUUCAUAAGGAACUCUUCAGUGUGGAAGGUUUAGAAGGUUCAUAGAGUCCUCAGUCAAAUUAGAAUGUGUUUUUGAGAAAACAACAUUUGUUCAUUUAUAUAAAAAAGAAAUAAUAUUGUGCUUAUGUUGAUCGGCAAUUCUUAGAGAAGAGUAAUAUAAAAAAUUGUUUUGCUUCACGGGAAUUGUCUGGACAGAAAAAAGAAACUUGUUUUUGACUGAUUUAUAUAUCCUAUUUUUGAAAAAAAAAAAAUUUAUAGAUAUGAUUGUUUUUACUUCUGAUUUUGUGCAUAGCAUGUUCCGUAUAGUAGAAAACUAUAUAUAGAUAUAUAACAGAAGUGUUAAUUACUUAUAUUGUAUACUGCAAAUCUACUUUUAA